Diaporthe amygdali is the source of this 1872-nucleotide messenger RNA. RefSeq lists its product as uncharacterized. The record is from RefSeq and is a predicted model, not a curated record. The transcript has a single exon. Bases 1 to 1872 code for a protein of 623 amino acids. NCBI's taxonomy places the organism in Eukaryota, Fungi, Ascomycota, Sordariomycetes, Diaporthales, Diaporthaceae.
AUGGAUCUGACCUCAGAGGCAAUCCACGACGUGAUACACCCGACGGCAAUCUACGAAUUGCCAAUCGACCGCCUUGUGCCAGACCAAAACCAGACCGACUCGCUCGAGACCUCGUGGGGGGAGUCGCAACUGAACCCAAAGAAUCGAAUCGACAGCCUCGCGCCCUUGAGAUCGGCACUCUGGACCAUAGAUGGCGGAGCCGGAUUGGGCACACAAUACUUCGCAGUUGCUACCUUCAUCAAAGAUGCUCCCCCGAUGCGCUUCGAUGUGUUCAUAUCUGAGAAGGCAACAGAGUCGCGAUUGGUACGAGAACUCCUUGACCUGGACGACGCUUUUCACGCCCGUGAUCGCACCCGAGUCCAGCAGCAGGCCAUUGCCUCUUACAUCGUCAGAGCGCUGCAACUAUGGACAACGCAAGUGUGCGGGCUGGAGAGGGUCAAGGACAUGUACUAUAACCAGCCUUUUGGCACCCGGAUCGUCUUUGAGAAUCUCCCUCUAAAUGUUCGCGAUGCCAAAAUUGUCAUUGGUCCAAUGCAUAAUCUCGAGUACCACCAGCUUUCCCCUCGGGAACUGGGGGAAAUGUGGCAGAUGGACGCGGAGGAAAUGCCACCGACUGUUGAUCUCUUCAGCUUGAUCCAUGUUCGACAGCUGCAGGACAGUGUGUGCCUAGUCAAAUAUCGUGGAGAGGAGGGGAAAGAGGUGCUCUGGGCGCUCAAGGCCCUCAUCAGCAGUGUCAAGUACAUGUACCACGAGCUCCGAAACCUCCUGACCAUGCCGCUCCACCCAAACGUGCUCGACCGACCAACCAGACUGGUCACGAAAAAGACACGGUCCAACGCGAGGAGGACAGUGGUCAUCGGCUUCCUGGAGCCAUACUACUCGGGGAUCAACCUGCGGGACGCACUGCCGGUGCUGCGGAUGAACAAGAAGCUCUACCUCGAGGACCAGGUCCGCUGGGCCAAGCAGAUAUGCUCGGGGCUGGUCCACAUCCGACAGAAGGGCAAGAUGUAUUACGCGGACAUGCGCCUGGACCAGAUAGUGCUGACACCCGACAACACGCGGCCCGUGAUCAUCGACUUCGAGCAGCGCGGCGUGUGGUGCGAAUUCGCCUCCCCAGAAGUCAACGCGCUCGAAUACAUGCGCAUCCUCGCCAGCGACGACGAAGACGACGAAGACGACGACGAAAGCUACGUGGCGGUGCCGACGGCGGCCGAGGCGGCCCAGCUCCGCAACCGCGACCUCCGCUUGCGCUACGCCGCGCUCCUCGACCGGCUGCACCCCGGGUGGCGGGACCUCGGCGGCACAGACAACCACUACCACAACCCACCGCACGGCUACAAUGUGGCCUGGGCGUGCCUGACGCCCACGGAGCAGGAGCGCGCCGAGGUCUACAUGCUCGGCCGGCUGCUGUGGUGCGUCUUCGAGGGCAUGAGCGCCCCACAGCGCGGCGCCGUCUGGCAGUCGUACCGCAACGAGCCCGAGUUCGAGUUCCCGGCGUUCGAGCGCACGCCGCCGGAGCUCAGGCCCCUUAUCGAACGCUGCACCGGCGGCAGGCGACCCCAGCUCAGCGGCCUCGUCGUCCGGAAGGGCAGCAAGCUCGAGCUGCGUGGUGAGCUCGGGUCAUCAGAACUGUUCCGGCCUGCGGAGAGGGAUUCAAAAUACUACAGGGGCCGGGGAGAAAGAGUUCGCGUGAUACGCCAGGUCGCCGCCAACUUCUGGAGGGAGGAGGUCGCCUGGGCUGAGAAUUUCCUGCUAGAGAGGGAGAGGAAGAUGAAGAAUGGGACAUGGAAUGAGAACAUCUUCAACCGGCCUUCGCUUGAGGAGGUCGACGGUGCAAUGGAAGCUUUCCAGCGCAAGGUGCUGGGUGAGUAA